AAUUAUGUUUUUAUUAUUCUUAUUUAUUAUUUCAUUCAAAAGUGAAACUAAUUACUCUGAGAUGACUACUUUUACGAUCACUUCUAGAAUUGCGCAUCAUCAUACUAAUGUCCUUAGUACCUCCGUAGCUCCGUACAGCUAACUGUUACCCAACCGCCACACGCGCUGAACCGCGUCCUCACUGCGCCAAGCGUCUUUUGAAAGUACCUACCAGCAGACCCAAACACUCUACAUCAUGCGCGCGCGCAGGCCAAUCUCCACCUUAACCCUACGCAAUACGCCAGCACACCGCCAGCCAGAAGAGAAAGUGAGGAUCACGUUAGAAGCGAACACACACGCUCAAGCUGCCAGUGUGUUCAACUUGACUAGUCGAGUCUGCACCAAAACUUUCUUUAACCCACUUUCUUAUUGUCGGUGGCGUCGAGAUCGCGUCUCGUAGUGCAGUGCGCGGGCUGUGCGCCGCCGGUGUGUCCCCCCAUGUCCCUCCCGUGCUCCCGGAGCGUUGGUGGUGAGGGAAGUGCGGUUGCUCAACUGUGAAGUGAUCAAGUGGUUUUUUUUUUUCCGCCGAGCCAUGUGCGACAUGCAGAACUUGCCGAGUAGGGAGGAUGAUUGUGAGGAAGAGGAGGGAGACAUGAACUUCGCGUUCACGUCGGCCGGCGCCAGCGGGCUGAACUUCGCGCAGUUGACCAAUGGGCAGCUGCCGGUGGCCAAGCUGCAGCAGAAUGUGGCCAAUAGCGGCGCCACGUUGCAGCAGGUGGUGCAGAUGGUGGGCGCGGACGGCGUGCAGUACGUGCGCGCGGUGGACGGCGGGCUCUCCGCCGCGCCGCAGCUCAUCACGCUGCCCAUCGCGCUGCCCGGAGCCAAGCCCGGUGACCCCCAGCAGCAGAUCCAGAUCCAGGUGCUGAACCCCAACCUGCUGCAGCAGCAGCAGCCCAAGUACCAGAUGCAGAUCCCCAUACAGGGCCUGCAGGGCUUCCAGCAAGGAGGUGCAGUUCUAACAGUGGCCUACACUCCUGAAGGAAACGACGGCAGCAUGCAGCUGAUAGGAAACGCAUUACCUGAAGGUCUUCAACUGAUAGCGAUGCCUCAGGAGAUGCAGAUGGUGCAGACACAACAACACACAGAAAACAAGGAACAGAUACAGAUCAUGCAGCAACCGCAGGUGUUCAUAACGCAGAACCAGGAGAUCAUCAUCAACAACGGCGAGCACAAGAUGGAGUCCAACAACAACGAGGCCACGCACCGCAUCAUCAUCAAGGAGGAGUGUGAUGAUACUAAUGAUGAUGAGAGCUCACAAGGCACAGACGGCGCGGGCGACAACAUGGCGUGGCAGUCCACCAACAACCAGGACCUCAUCAACUACCUCAACAAACUGCCGCCACAGCAAGCGCAAUCACUACCGGUCUCCCUACAACAGUUCCUCAAGCUGAACCCCAUAGAGCAGGACAAGAAGCCGAUGGAGACGGCCAGCAAGCCGCCCGUGCUGCACAUAGAGAUCAACCCGCACAUAGAGACGGAGGAUAAGAAGCCGCUUGAUAUUACUGAGGCGAUACUUGGGGAAGACGGCACCCUCAGAAUAAAGAAGAAGAAGAAAUACAAGAAGAAGCCCCCGAAGCCGGCCAAACCGAAGCCGGGCCAAGUCAUCAUCACACAAGCAGACGAUGGGUCUCCCAUCUACUGCUGUCCGGAGUGCUCCAUGGCGUACCCGGAAAAGGAACAGCUGGAGAUGCACCUGUCUGUGCACAAGGUGGAGAGACGGUUCAUCUGUGGCAUUUGUGGCGCUGGCCUAAAACGCAAGGAGCACCUAGAACGGCACAAGCUCGGCCACAACCCGGAGCGGCCGUACGUGUGCUCCGUGUGCUGCAAGGGGUUCAAGCGCCGCGAGCACCUCAACCUGCACACCGUCAUACACUCCGGCGUCAAGACGGAGAUGUGCCAGCAGUGCGGGAAAGGUUUCUACCGCAAGGACCACUUACGCAAGCACGCGCGGUCGCACGAGCGCGGCCGGCCCCGGGACGAGCCCGCGCCCCCCCCGGCCCCCGCCCCCGACAACCACACCACCGAGAUCACUAUACAUGUACCAACGAGCGGCAACAUGCAAGUGCCCGUCCAAAUAAACAUCCCGCAACACGUGGUGACGUCACUGCAGCAGCAGCAGGCGCUGUCGUCGUCGGCCAAUCAGACCUCGCUGGACGCACUCCUCGCGCAGCACUCGUGACAACAGCGGGCCGGAUAGAAGGAGGUCGGCACGCGAUCAAAGAAGGUUACAACACUGGCCGGUUGGAAAUUAUCUAUAGAAAUAAAAACUAAACUUCCGUUCGCUGAUUGGCAGAGCUUGUGGUUCGCGGCUAACUUGACGAUGCUCUCCGCCAAUGAAUGUUUUGUAAAAAUGUUUUCGAACUUGCGUUCUGUAACGUCUGAGAUGGUUGUAAGUAGAUAGAAUUCCGCACAAAAUGAUUAAAUUUGAAUCUUAGAAAGCGUCUUCACAGUCUGUCAAGGAGUGUUGAGGCUAAACAUGGUUAAUCUAUUUCUUUUAGUUGUGAUUACAGUGAUCAAAUCAAUAAUAUAUAUAGCUUAAACAAGUUACGAUCAUGGUAUUACGCUGGAGUAACCACCUUUACUUUUGUAAUUACUUCACUGAUCGCUAUCGAAUUGUCGUAAGUGAAUCACUGGAACUUCAUCAAGUUAACAGUGUCUAAAUUUAUACCACUUUUGGUGUUAUAAAUUUUAAUCGUAGCAUACAAAUUUGUAUGCUACGAUUGAAUUUUACAGCAGGUAGAUUAGAUAAAAUAUGAAGAAUGGUAUACUAAACAUCACUCUGCGAUCUAGUAUUUUAACCGUUAGGUACCGCUACUUCCAAAUACACAAAUUGUGAAAAUUGUGAGAAGCACAGAAACAGCUCUGAAAUGAUUGUAAUGAGUAUAUGACUGUGUCGGUGAACAUUGUAAAUAAAUAUCAUAAACGCUGUGAUAUUCAUAUCAUUUCCUAAACGUUUAUACUAUGCCGAGAUUAAAAAAGGUACAAGUCUAGAUAGGGAUGAGCCAAGCGUCGUCUUUCCAUCGUUUUAUAUCAUGAACAAUAACAUUUUUACAUCAUUUUGAGGUAAAUGAAGGUGAUUGUAUAUUCUAAAACAAAAUAAUAAUAAUAUAGUAACUUAAUUAUUUCAGAACUAAGGUAAGAUUGGCUAAAAACGAAAUAGGAUUUUUUUGAUUAUCUAUCAGCCAUCACUAUGGCAAAAUUUGUAGUUGUGUUUUUAUUACGAGAAGUGAUUUUCUGCUGUAUUUGCUAAUUAUGGAUUUGUGAAAGUUUCCGUCAGUAUGUGUCCGAAGUAAAAUGAAAAUGUUGUGAUAUAAUCAAUUUUAUACAUAAUAUUUAUAUAUUUAUUCUAUAGAAAAAUUCACCUGCAAGCCUUUCGCCACCUGAUUUUUGUCAGCUUUAAUGUAAAGUAACUGAUUUCGAAUUAUAUUUUUGUAACUAGAUGUAAGUUGUUAGUUUAUAACUAGUAUUAGAAAGAACAUGUCUUAAAAAUGGGCAUUCGCUAAGAUAGGCCGAUUUUUAUUAUCAUCGGCAAUUUUGAUACCUACUCACAUAAAUGUUAUUUGGGCAAUAAAAUGUUGUUAUCAUCAUAGACAGCAAUGUCAUCAGAAUUAUUCCCCAUGUAACUUUUAUCUGACUAUUGACAGUUAUAAGACCUGUUUAUUAUAACAUUGUUACGAUUGAUGCUAGAGGGUCACAUUAGCUUCAUAAAAACGACAGAACGAGGCAUGUCCUGCAAACGGCACGUAUAAUACAAUGAGUCUUCGUUUUUCCUAAGCUAGAGUGACCAUCUUAAAAGGGUUGUACGUAUGGGUGUUGUGGAGGAGCACAACAAACCCUAAUCAAAUCAUAUCUGGUCUCGAUAUCGACAAAUAUUGUUCAGAAGUAAGCUGUGGUCCGAUUAAUUAUAGAUUUAAUGUAAGGUUAGGUUUAUAAAAUAUGGUAAGCUUCACUAGUCGGUUUACUCUUUUGUACCUUGUUUGACCCAGAAAACCCAUAAUGUAUGGAUGCAAUUAAAAAAAAAUAAUGCUGUGUCAGGUGGUGUGUGAGUUUGACAUGGUACAAAAGAAAACGAAUAAUGAAGCCGACUGUACCUAGCUGAGAUACCCCAGGUGUGUGCCCUUUAUCAAAUCUCAUGGUGCUCCUAUCUCCGUUAGUUAGUCAGUAGUUUUGUACAUUCGUGUUUUAGACCGUACUUAUUGUAGGAUAAGCGUAGAAUACAAAUUUGUACUAACCUCUCUGUAUUUCUCAUCAUUAUGAUCAUGUUAUUUAUUUAUUUUUAAGCAUGGAACUGAGAUGCAUGAAUGAAACAAUAUUUUUAUGUUUACAGACGUAAUUUUUUUACACAAGUGAUUACAAGAAUGGUCCUACUGUACCAACUAUCAACUUCCAAAUGGCAAAUUCCCAUCUAAUGAUGUACAGUAACAGAAAUUUAAUUUAUAUUUUGAUUUCCUUUUUUGUUUUGUGGCUAAGUUGAUUUGUAUUUUUUUAUAAGUUACGAUACUUUUUGUAUCACGAAUUUAUACUUCACGACUGUAUGAAUCAUAUAUUACAGAAAAAGCAUCACAUUUUAGAUGCAAUGUGAGAUGAGAUUGAUGCUAUAACUAGCUUCCGUGUAAAAGUGAAAAACUGUGAUUACUAAUAUCUACUUACCUACUUAUGUGAUUCUAUAUACAAAGCCUUUGAGUGUUAUUGUUAUCUAAGAGUAAUCCACAUCCAAAAGAUUGAAUCUUCCUAGAAACAAAGCUCAAUUCACACCAGCACCGCCUCACGGCCUCUAGACGUAUGCUAGCUUGUUAACCUUUUUCUUACGAUAUUAUAAGUAUAAUUUUUAAGAACUUAUUUUAAGUUGAAAGUAUUAGUAACGCUGCAUGGCAAGUGACACGCCAUGAGUUGUAUUUUUUGUACGAAAUCUUAAUUUAUUAAGAAAACAGUAAACUUAUGAGAUUACAAAUAAAAUAUCUUGAUCUUAA
Molecule: messenger RNA, 5009 nt
Organism: Plutella xylostella (diamondback moth)
Lineage: Eukaryota; Metazoa; Arthropoda; Insecta; Lepidoptera; Plutellidae
Biological process (GO): regulation of transcription by RNA polymerase II
Molecular function (GO): RNA polymerase II cis-regulatory region sequence-specific DNA binding; DNA-binding transcription factor activity
Source: RefSeq, a predicted model, not a curated record